Molecule: messenger RNA, 378 nt
Organism: Peronospora matthiolae
Lineage: Eukaryota; Oomycota; Peronosporomycetes; Peronosporales; Peronosporaceae
Source: the annotation of a GenBank genome assembly
AUGGCUGUCAGCUGGGCGUCGCGCAAGCAAGGCGGCGUGACACUCUCGACCAUGGAGGCCGAGUUUGUGGCCGCGUCGGAGACUGCACGAGAACUUCUCGGCAUUCGAGAGAUGCUCGGUGAGGUGGGCAUGGCACCUGAGCUGCCCAUGACGCUUCAUGUUGACAACCAAGCAGCGAUACGACAGCUCGACGGCGAAGCGACAUCGAUGAAGGCAAAGCACAUCGACGUGCGAGUCAAGUUUGAGUGCGAUUUCGUGCGUCGUGGCGUGAUCAAGGCUCAAUACGUCCACACAGACGAACAGCUUGCCGACGCACUGACAAAAGCCCUCGACGCGCCAAAGCUCGCAGCGAUGAGAAAGCUCCUCAGUGUGGCGUAG